This is a messenger RNA of Solenopsis invicta (red fire ant), 7497 nucleotides long. RefSeq names its product stress-activated protein kinase JNK (gene bsk). Gene Ontology annotation, molecular function: JUN kinase activity; ATP binding. Gene Ontology annotation, cellular component: cytoplasm; nucleus. The record is from RefSeq and is a predicted model, not a curated record. Bases 911 to 2077 code for a protein of 388 amino acids. The transcript has 8 exons. Gene Ontology annotation, biological process: JNK cascade; protein phosphorylation. NCBI's taxonomy places the organism in Eukaryota, Metazoa, Arthropoda, Insecta, Hymenoptera, Formicidae.
GCUACGGAGUGAUCUCGCAAGAGCCGUACGCUAAAGAAAAGCGUAUUGGAUUGUAUGGAUGGUUCCGACAAUCAAGCGCGAACACGCGCGACGCUGUUCUCGAAGGAAAAUCGAGUAAGAAAGAGAGAGAGAGAGAGAGAGAGAGAAGAGAAAUCUUUGAAGGAUUGCCAGGUGGAACGGCGGGCCUAACUCGAACUCGUUCCAAGAGUUAUACAUCACGCUCGUUUGUCCUUUGAGACUGCUGUCGGUGACGUUGUUGCGGCGGUCGACGGAGAAAAAUUACGUUCCGCGAAACGGUUUUGCAACGCGAGGCGCAAAAUACAAUUUAAUAUCUUUCGACAAGUUUCUGCAUUUUCGCGAUGAAUAAUAAAAUUAAAUUCGCUAUCUGCCGCCGCAGAUUUAAUUUACGUUUCUAGACGACUUAUCUCGCAAUAUAAAUGGAUUUGGAAGAAUGAAAAGCUUUUUAUAUCAGUUGUAAGAAAUUUCGUUAAACACAAGUUUGAAAAUAAACUAGAUACAUAUAAACUUUAAUAGUUUAACGUAAAUUAAUAACAGUUUUAUUGAAAUUGAUGGCUAUACUUUUUUUCUUUUUUAAUAAAUUGCGAUAGUAAGAAAAAUAAAUGAGAGUUCUAUUACGGGCUCGUAACUCGCGCCGUUUAAUAGCUGAAAACGAGCGAGUGUCGUCGAAACCUGGCGACAAUAAAUUUUCUCCGUUGCCGCGAUCGCCUUGAUCGUUUUCGUUUCCUGUAUCCUGUAGUCCUUGUGUCGUUGGUUUGGUAGCUAGAGCCGUGAUAUACACUACCUAAGUUAAGGCACGAGAACCGCCACGAGUCUGAGAGCUAGGGAGAAACAGACAAAGAGAAAGAGAGAGGAGAGACGGAAAGAGAAAAUUAAAGAAAGAGGUAAUGCGAUGGCGACGAACGCGACGGAAUCGAUCAACAUUCGGAGCGGCUAUCGUCGUCACGUUUUCGGCGACACAGAACUUUGCAUACCCGAGAGAUACGUCGACGUCGUACCGCGUGGCGUCGGCGCUCAGGGUAUCGUCUGCGCGGCGUACGACACCGUCACUGCGCAAAAUGUGGCGAUCAAGAAGCUGUCCAGACCUUUUCAAAACGUGACGCACGCGAAGAGGGCCUACAGAGAGUUCAAGCUCAUGAAGCUGGUCAAUCAUAAAAACAUAAUCGGUCUCCUGAACGCGUUCACGCCACAACGGUCGCUGGACGAGUUUCAAGACGUGUAUCUGGUGAUGGAGCUCAUGGACGCGAACCUGUGCCAGGUGAUCCAGAUGGAUCUGGACCACGAGCGCAUGUCGUACCUCCUCUAUCAGAUGCUGUGCGGCAUCAAGCACCUGCACUCCGCCGGCAUUAUUCACAGGGAUUUAAAGCCAAGCAACAUCGUCGUAAAAUCCGACUGCACGCUGAAGAUUCUCGACUUUGGCUUGGCGAGGACCGCUGGUACCACAUUUAUGAUGACGCCCUACGUCGUCACGCGGUAUUACCGGGCGCCGGAGGUGAUUCUGGGCAUGGGGUACAAGGAGAACGUGGAUAUCUGGUCGGUAGGAUGCAUUAUGGGCGAGAUGAUACGCGGUGGUGUACUGUUCCCUGGUACGGAUCACAUCGAUCAGUGGAACAAAAUAAUCGAACAACUUGGCACACCGGCGCAGGAAUUCAUGCAACGACUGCAGCCGACCGUCAGGAAUUACGUGGAGAAUAGGCCGCGAUAUCCAGGCUAUCCCUUCGAGAGGCUAUUUCCGGACGUCCUAUUCCCUUCGGACUCCUCGGAACACAAUAGAUUAAAAGCGAGCCAAGCCAGGGAUCUAUUGUCGCGCAUGCUCGUGAUCGACCCGGAGCGACGCAUCUCCGUAGACGAGGCGUUGCUGCACAAUUACAUAAACGUCUGGUACGACGAGGGGGAAGUCAAUGCUCCUGCACCAGGUCCGUAUGACCAUAGCGUAGACGAGAGGGAACACACGGUGGAUCAAUGGAAGGAGUUGAUCUAUCAGGAAGUGAUGGAGUAUGAGACAAGCCACAAUCCCGCGGCGGUUGCUCAGUCGUCAGAGAGUGCUGGGAGCCGGUAGAUACCGCGGAACAGCAGCCCAUCCACAGUCCCCUUCUCGUCGAGGAAGCAUCCGGAUAGUCUGACCUAUCGUCUGGACAUCGCCGGAGCGUCGUAGCGAAGGAGGUAGGAGAAACCGGAGAAAAAAAGAGUGGAAAGAACGAUGAAAAAAGGAAAGAAGAAAGAAUCGACGUCCACAAGCCUAUCUCUCUCUCCGUCGAGAAAGCAAAUGGGGAAACACAUGGAUAGGGGAGAAGCUUACUCUAUCGAGUAUCGUAGGGGGACAAAUCAGUCUUUUGGCAGCAUGUGUGAUCAAGUGACGAAAUUAGUCUCGAAGAUGAUCAGUUAACGAAGAUGAUCUUCCCCCGGUUGAUCUUCUCUCUCCUGGAACGAUAUGAUUUGGAUAAACGCUCCUUCGGGGGGAGGGGGGGAGGGUGAGAGACUCGCGAUCGCCAUGCGUCACCUUUGACAGGUGCCACCGAACACUCAAGACACCUUCGUCGCUUUCUUUGCGCUUUAGUAAAGCAAUGGAGGUCGGUAAGGAUCGCGAGAGAUCUCCAGGAUCAGAGGACAAGUUCGCGGAGAAGAGGAUCAGAGAGCAAACGGAUGGAAUUGCCUGGAUGAAGAAGAAAUUUCCGCGUCGCGCGUUAUCGUCUUCUCAACUACUGCCAGCUUGAGUUGUUGGACGAGCUUCUUCUCCUCAGUUUAUUCGUUUCCUUGAUCUACAACGCGAACUCUCCAAACAUCUCCUCCGAGAACUCUUAAGUCCUUGUUACAGUACGGUAUUUCUAUUUCGAUUUCUCGUCGCAUCCACUUGACUUUUCUUUUACAAAUUUAUUCGCUUUACAACCUGAAAGCGAACUUCAUUUGUCACUUUCUGAUUGUCCUGUAAUCAUGGACAAUGUUUAGAGCCGUGCAUUUCAUAGCAAUAAAGUUGACGCGACAGAUAAAUGGCAUAGAAAUAUCGUUUCUGUGAUUUUAAGGUUUUACAAUUGUCGGAAAUUGGAUGAUCAUUCUUUUAACUUCCGGAGGAUUAUAAGUGAUCAAUCGCCCGUUACAGCUUCCAAAAGGACCGAUCGAGCGCAUUUAUCGUUUGCGCGCGGACAACAUAUACUAUAUAUUUUUCCAUUUGUACCAUUGUUAAGCACAUACGGGAACACAAUUCUGAAUCAUUGCAUUAAAACUUUUUAAUGCGACCACCCGACGCUCCUUCCGAGUAAGGGAUAUCAGAGAUAUCAGAUUAAGAAAGUAAGGGAAAAUUUAUCACAGAGCUUAUAGUCGCUCGAUCAUCGUGUUGCGGGGGUAGCGGGCGAUUACCAGAACGAGGCUAUCCUUAGGAUUUCGUUUUAUUAAGUUGCUGGAAGGCGCGAGGGAAAAUAUAAGUUAGGUAUAUUUGUUAAUAUUUAAUUCAUGUGGCUCCGUACGACAUAUGCAUGCCGCGUAAUGCAAUGCAGCGUGUGAGAGGCGCGAGGAAAAUGGGAGAAAUGAUGCGUUAUACACGCUGAGUCUCGAAACCGAUCGUAUCGCGAAGGAAAAAGGAACGCGAUCGAUAAGGUAUAGGAUUUUUUGUACAUAAUAAUUGAUUAUUGUGAAUUUAGUGCUGUGUGUGAACGAGAGUGUCCGCACGAUCUCGCGCGAUACUGAUUUCUUUCGUAAGCGUGUACCUUUUGUUCGGAUACUUCGCAUCUCCGCUCUGUGUGCUUUCGUCUCGGUCGUUAUCAGUGCCAGUAGAUACGCAAUUAUCAAGAUCCUUCAUAUUCGUAGUUUUGUAGUCGUAAGAACAAUUGGCGAAUGCUGAUUAAUUUUAUCACGUCGACAGGGAGAAAGGGAAAGAGUACGAGGUAGUGCAAUGUCACAACGAUCGAUCUCUGGCAUCGGGGACACUGCGGUCCCGCGAUUACCGAUUAUUAUCUUUAGUAGCCCGAGUAGUAGCGCGAUAAACGAUACUACUCUCUCCUCGUGCAAUCUCGCGUACAACGUAUUGCGCGAUGAACUCACGGUGCUUAAUAUUUUGCAAUCGGCGAAAUGAUCGAGAGAAUUCGAUUUUGAAUCGACGCAAUAAUCGGUAGAAUAAAAACUAUAAUUCGAUCACGCAGAGAAAGCGGCGAAAAGGGACGGUGUUCCCUUGAUUUGUUUUGCGAAGAUGUGAAUCUUUGCCGAACGUUUAUUGAUUUUUUAUUUUUAUUUUUUAUAGAUCGUGUGAUUCGUAUUAUAUAUAGGGGAAUAUAAAAGAAAGAAACAUUUUUCUUGACUAUAAAAUAUCGCGAUACGGUACAUAAUAAUGGACAAGGUAACUGGGUUAGGAGAGCCGAUGAUGAUGAUAAUGAUGAUGAUGAUGAUGAUAACUAUGAAAUAAUUGUAUUUAUUACGUGAAUCGACGAGGAGAACCUACAAAUAAAUAGCGAAUCAAUGAAUGAUGAUGAAGAAUAAUUGUAUAAUGUAAACGUUAAAUUUUUAUUUUCCACGACGAUAGUUAUGUGAAUAUAUUGCUACAGUCCGAUCCAAAUAUAAUCAAGCUUUUGUAACACUAAUUAUAAUAAAAAAAUCUAAUGAUGAUACUGCUAAUUACACGUAAUUGUAUCGCACACACACGGUUAAAAUUAUGAAGUAUGAAGCUACAAAUAAGCGGUCUCGAAUUUUGUCGCAUGUACGAAAGCAGAGAGUAGUGCGCCAAAAAUCUUUACAAAUUCAGCUAGUUGCUCGUCGCGCUGUAGACCCGUGACGAACGUCCCUUUUCAUCAACACAUUUUUUUCGCAUGUCAACACUGUAUACAUGUUCCAUACACAUAUUACGAACGAGCUUCUUCAUUACGAAUCUAAGGAGAAACAUUAGAGAACACCUUUGGCAUCCUUUUGCCGCGCUAUUUUUUACCCUACGCGCCUAAUUCGUCAUCAGAAACGUAUAUAUACAUACAUAUAUAUACAGAUUGUGGUAUUUUGCAAUAACACUUCAUCGAAAGUAAUGUGACUAAGAUUAAAAUGAACGCAACACACCUUCCCGGCGUUCUAGGCAUUAAUCUCGUAAAAGAUAAGUUAAUUAAAAGGAUCGUGGUCUGUAAUUAUAUUUCUUUAAUCUUCAUAUUUGGGGAUUGGACACAGAAUUCUAAUUAGACAAUAAAUUCAAAAUUUUUUGUUUAUUAAAGACGGUCUUUCAGGAAGAAAUCAUAUUUGUCGUAAUAUCUCUCACAUUUUUGAAUAACAGAUUUUUUUCUUGAAGCAAUCUCUUAGGGUAAAAAUUUCUAUCUAGUCUGUCUUCGAUUCGCCAAUUUCCUCCUCUUUUUUCGGAGUGGCAUUUCGAUGUUUAGCGUGGACUAGCUAUAUCUUUUCCGCCCUGCCACUUCAUUGCGCACGUGUCAUCCCGAGAACGAACGCGUAACGCAUAAGAGAUAUAUUUUACGACCCUCGCCACCAUGCACGUUAAGUAAAGUCAAUUAUAUUUAAUCAGCGGACGAUACUUAGCAGUUAAAAAGAAAAACGUACCCAAAUUAUAUCUCUUGGGCAUUUGCACCUGCACACAGGGUAACUUCUUCGGCCCUUCGUGCGUGUACUCACAGGGUGACUCUCGUCGAACUUAAGCGAAAAAGAAAAACACAAGAAAGAGAAAAAUGCAAGAAAAAACCCAGAAAAAAAGUUGUAGCUGUUCCAAAAGGCAGAGACGAGUCGCGGUUGGGAGGGUGAGAAUGUGAGAUGAGAGAAAGGGAGAGAAAACGCUAGCACGCAAGAAAGAGAGAGAGAGAGAGAGAGAGAAAGAGAUACAACUAUUUUUCCAUUUUACAAAUUGCAAAAAGCCUUUUUCUUCGCACAGUGAGCGCGCUGAAGGAAAACUAUGUGAUUCCUGAUGAAAUUUCGUCCAGCUCCUUCUUGUGAGCCAGCACAAUCUUUUAAAUCACUUUCGAGAAUCGCUAAAUCGCUUGCGACGUUUCUUUCCCGUCUGCGAUACGAGAAAGAGAUAGGGAGAGAAAGAGAAAGAGCGGGAGAAAAAUCAAGAAUUUUGUAAUAUUCGCUACGAUAAUCUCUCCCUGCGAUAUUUGUACCUAUAUACAUAUACCGCAAGAAUUUCUAAAGAUUUUUGGAUAUACGCCGUAAAAAGAGAGAGAGAGAGAGAAUGAGAGCGAGCGCAAGAGCGAAGUGACAAUUAUAUUUGCCCGGUUUCGGAAACUUUUAUCAGAGCGAGCGACGGCAAGGGGGGAUAGGGGUGGCGCGACCCGGAUCACACCGGAGGACAUCGUCCUCAAUCAGCAUUCUGUGUGUGUGUGUGUAUGUACACACGUAGGUAGUCAGACACAUGAAAUAUACACACACACAUACACACGCGGGCGCACACACACAGAUAUAGAUACACAUACGUACAUACCGUAGUUGUGGCAGCUCGUACCACGUUCUUCUCGUUUCCAUAGUUAAAGCAAGCGUAGUAGCAAGGAUAAUAAACGAUAGCGAGUAACGAUAUAAUGAGUAAAGUAAACAUAAUAAAUAGUAAAGGAUAAUAAUAAAAAUAAAAAGAGGAGUAAAAAAUACUAUUCGCAGAGUCGUGUAGAGAGGAGGAAAGAGGAAGAAAGGGAGGGAGGGAUGUAUCCGCCCGGUGUGCGUCUCGUGUAAUGCCGCGCUACGACAAUUCCCCGGCGCGUCUCUUCAGGUAAUCGCACUCAAUCGCGAUCGGCUCUGAACUCAUUUUAACUCACUCUUCUCAAUACGUAGAACAUGACUGUAUACGACGAUUGUUAUAAUCCGGCGAAUGCACUCGGAACGCGCAAUAUCGGUGGCAAAGAGAAAUAGAAGAAGAAGAAGAAAGAGCUAGAGGAGACGACUGUAGAGAAUAGUGAAUAUCUUUCAGUCACGUGCCUUCUUGACACCCUUGGAAGAGAAACCACAUUUGUUAGAACGCUCGAGACCGAGAGUCGACAGGGAACAAGAAUGGGGACAGACAGAGAACGAAGGCGUUAGUUUAAUGGCAAAUGAGACAGUAAUUCUGUUCUCUCAGCACGACAUUGAAUUUCUCCUAUUUUAUUCCCAACAUUUUGUAUGAAAGCUUUCUGGAGCAUUGUCGCUCUGUUAAAGUAACGUCUUCGAAGAACGGAAUUUAAUUCUAAGCAAUAAACGAUCUCCCAAUUCACGGAGGAACGUAGAAUCAGACAUUAAGAGUCAACAUUCUUAAUAAUUACGGAAUAUAAUUAAUAAAUCGUGACAUUCUCUCUUCUCAUUUCUAUUCUGCUUUACGCGAACUCAUCGUUUGUGUGUUGCCCUAAACCCUUCAUUCAAUUCUUGACCGAUUAGAGUGCUUAAAUCUAUGACAACAUUCCUCGCUCAUUUAAUUUUAGUCAAUUAUUCGAUUUUUCUUUCAUCUUUUAUCUCUUCAACGUUAUUUUCGCUGCUUUCUCCUAAUCCAAUCGAAUCACUGAUAUAUGACAGUGUUUAUGAAAAAAAUUUUGGGCCCUAAAAAAAUCU